AUGGCAGCCAGCAGCAGCCUACCCCUCGCCGUCCUCUUCCUCCUCGUCCUCGUCGCAUCCGCCGUCCCGGCCACUGCCGGCGGCGGCAAGUACAGCGGCGCCAGGAUGGCGAUCAUCAGCGGCCCUGCUGCGACGACAAGGGUCGCCGGCGCUGACGGUGCUCGGAGUAACGAGUGGCAGCAGCACUACCGGCGACUGGUGGAGGACGAGGUGGCGCCGGCGGAGCUCGGCAGCCUGCUGCUGGGCGCCGGCGACGGCCGCCUCGGCAACCACGUCCUCAACCCGGACAACACGGGCUGCGAGAGAAGCAGCCAGUGCGCCGCUAAGGGUCGUGGUGGGUCCUACACCCGGCCGUGCACGUACAAGAACUACUGCGCGCACUGA
Miscanthus lutarioriparius is the source of this 384-nucleotide messenger RNA. Lineage: Eukaryota; Viridiplantae; Streptophyta; Magnoliopsida; Poales; Poaceae. The record is from the annotation of a GenBank genome assembly.